AUGGGUUCGGGUCAAUGCAGUGGCAAGAACCCUCUGCUAUGCACACUGCACGGCAUCUCCAAGUGGAAAGACAAACAGGAAGCGUUCUCUGCUGCUCUGGAGGGUUGCUUCUCCGCUGCUCAGCUGCCACCCCAGCCCCCUGUGGCUGCAGCUGCUGCAGCUGUACUCGCUAUAGAGAAGGAGCUGGACUCGUUAGUGGAGAGGCUGAAGGCGCUGGAGGCGAGAAUCCGCGAAGGCGUGGGAGCUGUUCCCUUUGCUGGUGAAAGUGCAGCGUACACCGUUUCUGAGCGAGGAGCAUCUGGGGAGGUGUUCCUGAGCGAGGAGCAUCCGGGGGAGGUGGUAUCUGUGUGGCAUGACCUGCGGGAGACGAAGCGGCAUGAGGAGGAGCUGAGGCAGGCCAAGGAGGUGGCAGAGGCGGCGAGUCAAGCCAAGAGCCAGUUCCUGGCGAACAUCAGCCAUGAGAUCCGCACGGCCAUGAAUGCCAUGAAACCUGCACACGUGUGGAUGGUAUGGUGCGUGCACGUGGGAUUGCUGGGGGUAGCGGAGCUGCUACUACAAACGCCUCUAACCACCGAGCAGCAGCAGUACUGCGAGGUGAUCCGCUCGUCGGGAGACAGCCUGCUGCACAUCACACCAUGCCAGCCAUCGCCCCUCCCCCACUUCCCUCCUCCCCCCCAUUGCCCUCCCCCACUUCCCUCCCUCCCCCCAUUGCCCUCCCCAACUUCCCUCCCUCCCCCAAUUGCCCUUCCCCACUUCCCUCCCUCCCCCCAUUCACCCCGGUGUGCUGGGAGUGGCGGAGCUGCUGAUGCAAACGCCUCUGAACCCCGAGCAGCAGCAGUACUGCGAGGUGUGCUGGGAGUGGCGGAGCUCCUGUUACAAACGCCAUUGACAGCCGAGCAACAGCAGUACUGUGAGGUGAUUCGCUCGUCGGGAGACAGCCUGCUGCACAUCAUAUCGGACGUACUCGAUAUAAGCAAGAUCGAGGCACGGUCGCUAGCGCUCGAGUCGAUUCCGUUCCACCUGCAGCAGACAGUAGAGGACGCUGUGGCUGCUGUUGCUGUGCUGGCACGGCAGAAAGGGCUCAAGACAGUUGAGGACGCUGUGGCUGCUGUUGCUGUGCUGGCACGGCAGAAAGGGCUCAGGAGUGUCAAUGGCACGGCAGAAAGGGCUCAGUUGGAGGUGGAAAUGGAUGGCUCUAUGCCUCGCUGCAUGGUGGGAGACCCCUCUCGCCUGCGCCAGGUGCUGCUCAAUCUCCUCUCCAACGCCAUCAAGUUCACCCACCAGGGAUUUGUGAAGCUCCGGGUUUUCACAUCGAACGUCAAAGCAGAGGAAGGCUCUAAGGACCGUGCAGCAGCGGCAGCAGCAGCAGCAACAACACCUUGCGUCGAAGCCCCUCAGAGCUCAACAGUGGGCGCACCAGGUUCAUCAGCAGCAGAGGCAGCAGCUGAGGCAGCAUCUGAGGAACUGCAGGGGGGAGACGUCGAGAUGCCGUUGCAGCAUUUGGGUUCUCAGAAUGGUGGGGGGAAACGCAAGAUAAUGGACUGCAGUUGUGAGGGGGAAGAAUGCUGCACGAACGCAGGUGCGGCAGGAGCAGCAGCAGACAGCGCCAGUGGGGAGGAUGGUGGUUGCACAGUUCUGAAGCGCAGCGGAAGGAGCUCUGGUGGUGGGCCAGCAGGAGGGAUUGACAAGGAGCAGGCCGGUGAAGCAGGCGCAGCAGCAGCAAACAGGGCCAGUGGAGACGAUGGUGGUUGCACGGUUCGGAAGCGCAGCAGAAGUUCUGGUGGUGGGGCGGCAGGAGGGAUUGACAAGGAGCAGGCAAGGGAGGAACCAGAGGGGCAAGCAGAGGCAGUGACUUCUGAGACGUCUCGAAAGGAUGGGGCUUGCACGGUUGGUGGGGCGGCAGGAGGGAUUUCCAAGGAGCAGGCAAGGGUGGAACCAGAGGGGCAGAGCGAGGCAGAGGCAGUGACGCAAGUAACGUCUGGAGAGCCUGAGAUUGGGAAAAGCGAUGAAGGGUGCAUAUCAGGAGGAGCGGCAGUGGCCAUGGGUGGAACAGGGACAACAGAGGCAGCAGCAGCACCACCAGCAGCAGCAGCAGCAGCAGCAGCAGCAGCAGCAGCAGCAUGUCGAAAAAGUGAUACAGAAGGGAAGGAAAUAACAGUGCGGUUUGAGGUGGUUGACUCGGGCAUAGGCAUCCCCGCAGCAAUGCUCCCGCGCCUCUUCCAGCCGUUCAUGCAGGCAGAUGAGUCCACCAGCCGGAGAUACGGCGGCACGGGGCUCGGCCUCGCCAUCUGCCUCUCACUUGUUACUCUCAUGGGCGGCAUCAUCCACGUGUCCUCGGUGGCCAGUCCAAAACCUGCCGACCAUGUGCCUGUGGCAGGAUCUGCAGGUGAUGCGUAUGCAGGAAGCAGGAACUCCAUCAGUCCCACCAGUACAAUCACUACUCCCACCGGCAUCACCAGCCCCACCAGUCCCACUAAUCUCACCUGUCGCACCAGUCCCCUAGCUGCUGACCCAACUGCAGGUUCAGCAGUCUCGUUUGAUGCUGCUGAAGCUCAACCUAGGCGUGGCACCACGUUCCGGUUUACUCUGCCCUUUAAAGUGGCUGAACAACAGCAGCAGGGCUUGGAGGGAGAGCCGCAGGAGCAGGGCAAGCAGCAGAUGAAUGCCAAGGAGGAAGCCAAGGAGAGCAAGGUUACAGUGGCUCAGCAAUGGCGGAUGCAGGAUCCGCUGCGAAUGGAUCGAAGCCAGGAGCACGUCCGUGUAUCUUCAUCCAGCGAUCAAGUUACAGGAGCUUCUCUAUCCGUAAAGGCACCAGAUUUACUGAAAUCGCCUCCUCGGACAGCAUCAGCGUCAUUUUCAGGAGUGCGGUGUCUGGUGGUGGAGGAUAAUGCGGUGAACCGCAUGGUGGUGGUGCGUCUGCUGCGCAGCCUGCAUGUGAACAGUGAUGUGGCUGAGAAUGGCGUGCUUGCUGUGCAGGCGUGCCGCAAUAAGGAGUACGACCUUGUGCUCAUGGAUGUCCACAUGCCCGAAAUGGACGGCUUUGAAGCCACCUGCAACAUCCGGGCCCUCCAUGCACACCGGAGGGUGGAUUGA
This is a messenger RNA of Closterium sp. Yama58-4, 3093 nucleotides long. Lineage: Eukaryota; Viridiplantae; Streptophyta; Zygnematophyceae; Desmidiales; Closteriaceae. The record is from the annotation of a GenBank genome assembly.